CUAAAGUUCCCAGCAGCCUUCCCGGGGGUUAAUAGAGACAUAGCAGAGAGAUAAACACACCAGCUGAUCAACGGAAAAAGAUACAUUUAAGAAAAAGAUCCAGGAGAUGGCCUCUGACAGAUCCAGGAGAUGCUCUCUGACAUGGAGAGAGCUGUGUGGGUCCUGCUGCAUUGCAAGCCCAGAGGAAUGGUCCCCAGAGCGCAAUUACAUGUCAAGAGGAAGACGGAAGGUCACCCGCUCUCCGGAGGCCCAACUUCGUCGAGUGGUUUAUAGGGUUCCAGUCAAGGUCAACAUGAGGAGCAGGAAUAUUCGCAGGCACAAGAAUCAGGUACCACACAGCCAGGAAGCAAGAUUGAGAGCACUUCGAGAAGAGACUUGCUUGGAAGAGAAGACAGUAGUACCCCUCCAGGCUCCUAAACUUUUUUCCGGGGUUGAACCAGCUUGUAAAAGUAAUCAGUUUCUAGGACCUGAAGGAAAUGUGGACAUAGAGUUGAUUGAUAAGAGUGCAAACGGAUACAGCGUCCACUUCCCCAUGGCUGGCUUCUAUCUAUGGCCAGCGACACACCUUGGCUUCUUGGUAACAGCAGCAGUGACCGUGAGGAUUGCGUUCGAUUCUUGGGGUCAGCAUCUGGACCUGAAGUUACAGCACGAGGAGCAGUGGAUGGUGGCAGGCCCUUUGUUUGAGGUCUCCGUGGAGCCCAAGGGGGUCAUCGCUGAAAUCCACCUCCCCCACAUCAUCUCCCUCCCAGCAAAUGAGGUCGAUAUCUCUUGGUUCCAAGUUGCCCAUUUUAAGGAUGAGGGGAUGGUCCUAGAGCCGCCAGCCCGAGUGAAGCCUUUCUGUGCAGUCCUGGAAAACCCCAGCUUCUCUCUGAUGGGGAUCCUGCUGAGAAUCGCCAGUGGAACCGGUGUUUCGGUCCCCAUCACUUCCACGGUCCUGAUCUAUUAUCACUUCCACCCUGAAGAUACUAAAUUUCACUUGUACCUUAUCCCCAGCGACUCCUUGUUAAUGAAGGCAAUAGAUGAUGAAGAAGCUAAGUUUCAUGGUGUGCGUCUACAGACCUCACCCCCAGUGGAUCCCCUGAAUUUUGGUUCCCGUUAUAUUGUGUCCAGUUCACGUCAUCUGGAAAUAAUGCCCAAGGAGUUGAAAUUAUCCUACAGGAGUCCUGGAGAAAUCCAGGUAUUCUCUAAAGUCUAUGCUGGGAAGAUGGAGGAACCAAUUGUACUUAACGUUACUGACAAAAGACACAAGACUUUGGUCUGGCACACUUUGGUGAAGCCAGUGGACCUCAAGUUUCAUGCCGCAUUGGUCCCUCCUCCUUUCUCAGUUGUGGCCUUCAUGAAGGAGCACCGCCGGCAGCUGCAAGCCAGGCUGGGGGACCUGAAUGGAGUACUGGAUGAUCUUCAGGACAGUGAGGUCUUCACUGAGGAAGAGAAGGAGCUGGUGCAGCAGUUGCCAAUGCAGCAGAGGAAGAAUGAAACCUUGCUGAGGAUGGUGGAGAAGAAAGGGCCUCAGGCCCUGGAGAUACUCUUCAGGAGCCUUAAUCAAAGGGAUCCUUACCUGAUGUCCUACCUCAGCCAGCAGAGUUUACAACAAUGACUCAGGCCGAUACUCGGGAAGAGAAAAUCCAGUGGAGGCGCCUGGGUGGCUCAGUCGGUUAAGCGACUGCCUUCGGCUCAGGUCAUGAUCCUGGAGUCCCAGGAUCCA
Messenger RNA from Neomonachus schauinslandi (Hawaiian monk seal), 1705 nucleotides. RefSeq names its product caspase recruitment domain family member 8 (gene CARD8). The record is from RefSeq and is a predicted model, not a curated record. Gene Ontology annotation, molecular function: cysteine-type endopeptidase activator activity involved in apoptotic process. Gene Ontology annotation, cellular component: NLRP3 inflammasome complex. The transcript has 12 exons. Gene Ontology annotation, biological process: regulation of apoptotic process; regulation of canonical NF-kappaB signal transduction. NCBI's taxonomy places the organism in Eukaryota, Metazoa, Chordata, Mammalia, Carnivora, Phocidae. The coding region runs from base 107 to 1597 and encodes 496 amino acids.